This is a messenger RNA of Columba livia (rock pigeon), 1579 nucleotides long. It is a transcript of the gene SOCS1, whose product is annotated as suppressor of cytokine signaling 1. Gene Ontology annotation, cellular component: phosphatidylinositol 3-kinase complex. The transcript has 2 exons. NCBI's taxonomy places the organism in Eukaryota, Metazoa, Chordata, Aves, Columbiformes, Columbidae. The coding region runs from base 670 to 1293 and encodes 207 amino acids. Gene Ontology annotation, molecular function: 1-phosphatidylinositol-3-kinase regulator activity. Gene Ontology annotation, biological process: intracellular signal transduction; phosphatidylinositol phosphate biosynthetic process. The record is from RefSeq and is a predicted model, not a curated record.
GGGCUGUCCAUAAAAACACAAAGAGGAAAAGUAAAACCAGAUGUAGUUGGACAGAAGGAACGGGGUCACCCGAGGCAGGAGACCACGAGCAGCAGCGCGGCGGAGAGCCCGCGGGGGCACAGCCCCGGCCCCACAACCGCGGCCCCAUCAUCGCGGCUCCACAGCGGGGGCAGCUCCUGGCUGGGACCGGCGCUGCCCGUGGCGCUCCGGCAACUCCGGGCGCUCGGCUCGCAGCCCAGGCAGCCCGGGAACUGCUCGGCCCUGACUUAUUUGGAAAGCGAAAGUGAAGCGAAGGCCACGUGUUUUCCGAGAAGGCGGGGAAGCAGCCGCAGGGAAGCGCCGCCGCGUUAAAUAGAAAGCAGAGGCGAUGAGCGGGCCCAGAGCGCUGGAGCUGCCGCCCGCCCGCGCGCCCCGCGGGAGCCCCGGCUCGCUGCGCCGCCAGGCAGAGCCCCCGCGCGGAGGAUGCUCGGCCGCCCGCCCCGGCCAGCACUAACCGCCGCCGCCGCUGCGCCGGGCCCGGCGCGCCCCUGCCCGCAGCCCGCGCCCCGCUGCGCGCUCCGGCGACGGCGCCCACCCGCGGAGCCCCGGGCCGAGAAUAGCUGCUGGAAAGCUGCCCUGCCGUAGCCACUGACGCUAUGGAAGACCGCAUCCGCUGGUCUAGGCUGUAGGAUGGUAGCGCACAGCAAGGUGUCAGCAGAUAAUGCAGUUGCAGCAGACCCGAGAUGUCUACUUGACCCUCCAGCACGGGAUCGUUCACAGGCUCGAGGCUACCACGGCUCCGGCCGGCCCAGCACUGUGCAGGCACAGAGCAACACGCACUUCCGAACCUUUCGCUCGCAAGCGGAUUUCAGUAGCAUCACUCGAGCAAGCAGCCUGCUGGAUGCCUGUGGCUUCUACUGGGGACCUCUGACUGUCAGUGCUGCCCAUGAGAAGCUGAAGUCUGAGCCCGAGGGCACCUUCCUCAUCAGGGACAGCACACAAAAGAAUUGCUUCUUUGCCAUCAGUGUUAAGACUGCGACUGGGCCCACCAGCAUCCGGAUAAACUUUCAGACAGGGCGUUUCAGCCUGGAUGGCAGCAAAGAGACUUUCGACUGUCUUUUCAAGCUCCUGGAACAUUACCUGAGGUCCCCGAGGAAGGUCCUGGUUACCCCCCUGCGCAAGGUCCGCGUGCAGCCCCUGCAGGAGCUCUGCAGGAAGAGCAUCGUGAAGACUUUUGGAAGGGAGAACUUAAACCAGAUCCCACUCAAUCCUGUUUUAAAGGACUAUCUGAAAUCCUUCCCAUUUCAGAUAUAAGUACAGCAUUAACUGUAGAGGGACAUGUAAGAGAUGUGUAAAGAAAUCCAGCUUUCUGGGUUUUUAAACAUGUUUGACAGUGAGCAAACUUAUUUUUGUAGCAAUAUACUGUAUUUUGGGAUAGAGCUUGAACACUUGACUUCUUAUGUUUACAGAAACUGUUUGCACAAACCUGGGGUUUUAAAACCCUGGCAUAAUUUUUCUGCCAAGCAGAAUAUUUUAUUAUUUUAUAAUAUUUUUAAUGAUAUUAACAGAAUAAACUUUAUUGUGGAAGUUUUUAAAAAAA